Molecule: messenger RNA, 2322 nt
Organism: Eufriesea mexicana
Lineage: Eukaryota; Metazoa; Arthropoda; Insecta; Hymenoptera; Apidae
Gene: mbo
Product: nuclear pore complex protein Nup88
Exons: 14
Coding region: 1-2322 (773 amino acids)
Biological process (GO): mRNA export from nucleus; protein import into nucleus; ribosomal large subunit export from nucleus
Cellular component (GO): nuclear pore
Molecular function (GO): structural constituent of nuclear pore
Source: RefSeq, a predicted model, not a curated record
AUGGGGAAAGAGAGGCACAGGCCUGGUAGACACGGUGGGUGGAGGGAUACAGUUAAUCGUUGGGAAGCUAUUAACUUCGGACUGGAAUGCCCCAUAGCGCCUCAUUUCGUUCAAUGCAAAUUUACACCCGACGUCGACCACCUAACGGGCCUCCCUCCACCUCUUUCUCUCCGAAAACCACGUGUAUACCGGGUGUUACUUCCUGUCCUUCUGGGACGUAGACCGUCAUCUCGAGUGCACAGUCCUGAAGAGUUUGACGAAGAUUGGAUAGCUUCGGAGACUCCAGUCUGGAUAACUUGUUUUAAUGCUAUUCAAGUUCAUACUUUUAGCCUCUUUGUAGGAUAUUCCCAUAUAGACCCUAGAACUGGGUCUCUGGGAAUAGUACUUUCUUCGAAUAUUGGGAAACUCCAACCUACCGAUUCUCCAAUCUUCGAAAUAAAAAAUCUGUUAAUUAACGAGACUGGCACGCAACUAGUAUUAUGGGGUAAUCUAGGUCUAAUAAUCAUGGAACUUCCCAAACGUUGGGGCAAGGAUAGCAUGUUUCAAGGUGGAAAGGAAGAGAUACUCUGCGUAGUUUACAACGAAACGAUGGAUAUUCGGAAGGCAAGGUGGCAUCCAGGAUCCACGAAUGAUUCUCAUUUGUUAGUUCUGACUUCAGAAAAUACAUUUCGUUUAUACGAAUGCGAAUUUGGUAGCAGACCAAGAAUCAUAAAAAGCUGGAAAGUUGGUCGUGUACCAUUUAGUUCACCGUCAAAGAUACCAGACUUCACCUCUUUAGGCGACACCGCAGUAGAUUUCGAUUUCGCUACACCCACCCUCCGUAACCCGGAAAUGUUCGUCAAUAAAGACAUUAAUAAGGAUAACGUGGUUGAUUGGAAUCAAAUCGAAUGGCCCAUUCUGGUUCUCCGUGGAAAUGGGGAGGUGCUCAUCGUUCGUGGCAAUAUUUUGCAUGAUGCUCAUGAAAACCCAGUGGUAUCGGGAUCACUCUCUAUGUACCCUCCAGCCGACGACAAUUACGGAAUAGACUCCUGUUCCAUCAUGUGCUUGCAAACUACUCCUCCGAUGGUAAUCAUCGCAAUGUGUACUGGGAAAAUUUACCAUGCGAUUCUGCUGAAAGAAGAUUUAGUCGAUAACCACAACGAUAAUGAGAUACAGUAUGAUUCCACAUAUAGUCUUUACAAGCGAGAAGAAGCAUUAUACGUUUACGAAUGCGUUGAAAUAGAGCUUGGUCUCUUUUUCACGGAUAACGAUGAAAAAUAUAAUUGUCCGAUACACCUUCGAUGUGAUAGGGGUAACAAAUCAAGGUAUUUUUGUUCUCACAAUGCUGGGAUCCACAUGAUCACUCUUCCCAUGGUUUCUGAAUUAGAAGAGUACAUCAAUGCACCCAAAGAAAACGACGCCGUUCGUCUACCAUCACUUUCGAAUCAAUCCAGUUCACAAUACUUAAUUUGUAGAAGAACUAAGCACACGGAAGCGAACGAAGCUACACCAAUCCUUGGAUUCGGACUUCUUCAGGAACCAUGUGUCUUAAUUGCUUUAUUACAUACCGGAGAUAUCGUUGCCCGUUCUGUUAUCGAUCUGUAUUACUUUCCAAAGGUUGAACCUCCAGAGCCUAUAAUCGACAAGAAGAAAAAAGUUAACAAGGAGGAAUUCGAUGUGUAUAUAAAAAAGUUAUUGAAACGUGAAACAUCGCAACCCCUUAUCAAAAUUAACUCAAAAUCUGUAUCUCCUCGGGAAUGUUUGCAGUUUUUAUAUCACGCAAUAGACAUCUUUCGCAAAGAACACUUUGUUAAACACGACACAGUAAGAGAAGAAAUUGGCAAGAAAGUACGUGCGUUGAAGGUAAUGAAAACUCACUUACUAAAAGAGCUGGAUACUUUAAUGGAGACAAAGAAAGAAUUACAUCAGACGGCUGAACGGUUGGCUGAACGCUACGAAGAUAUUAAAGAUGAACAAGAGAAAUUAGCACAGAGAGCAAAGGAAGUAUUACGGUUAGUGAAUUAUAAGGAACCAUCUAUGACUCCUAUUGAAAGAGCAGAAGCAGAGGAAUUAAGAAAAAUGGAAAUAAGAAUUGAGGAAAUGAAAAUCAAACUAUUAGAACUGAAGAAAAAAUCAGAACAAUCUGGUCACAUAGAGAAUAAUGAAAACCUUGAAAAGAAGAAAGAAAUUGUUUUUAGGGGCGAUCAAGAAAAAACCAUAAAAAAUAACAUUACACAGACAUCAAAGAUUAUAAAAGACUUAAUUACAGAGGUUAAAAAACUAGAGGAGGAACCACAUUAUUGGCAUAAUUGGCAUAAUUGGCAUAAAGAAUACUUCCAAUAA